CUCACCAGCCUUCAGCUGCACAUUGCUGUCCCUCUGUGUUCCCCUCUGUGUUCCCAGCAGACGGCCGCCGGCGCUCUGCUCCCGGCCCUCCCCUUGCCGCGCCUCUGCAGCCUCGGGAAACUUUUUUCUCAUUUUCAAACUGCGGCUCAGAACAGGAAGUUUUAGAAGAUCUCAGCAAAGACAGCUGGACGACGUUUCCGUCAUGGCCUUCGUACGAAGCUGGCUGGUCGCCCUCCUGCUGGUGCUCCUGUCGCCGCUGCAGCUUCCGCACGCCGGCUUAGCCCAGGAUGUGGCUGAGGAGGAAGAGGAGGAAGAGGAGGAGGACACCAGACAUGCAGGGGAAGCUGAGGACGAAGAUGGGGAAGUUGCUGAGGAAGACAAAGAGGUAGAAACGGCGGAUGAAGAAGAAACUGACGAGGAGGAAGCUGAAGUAGAACAGGAGGAUGAGGAGGAAGGAGAGGAGGAGGAGGAGGAGGAAGGAGAGGAGGAGGAAGGAGAGGAAGAGGAGGAAACAAAGGAGGAAGGAGAGGAAACAGAGGAGGAAGGAGAGGAGGAGGAAGGAGAGGAAGAGGAGGAAACAAAGGAGGAAGGAGAGGAAACAGAGGAGGAAGGAGAGGAUGAGGACGAAGAGGAGCAGGAGGAAGAGGCUGCAGAGGAAGACGAUGAAAGCGAUGGACCAGAGGAGGAGGAAGAUGAGACAUCAGAGUCAGAUGACGGAAGUGAAGAGGAAGACGAUGAUGAAGAAGAGGCUGCAGACGAAGUGGCUGGCGAUGAGGAAGAGGAAGGCGACACUGAGGAAGAGGAAGCAGAGGAUCAUCCUGCAGACGAUGAGGAAGAUGAAGUAGAAAGCACAACAAAUGAAGCCAAUGAAGACGAGGAAACUUCAGGCAAACCGCAGUUCCACUCUGGAUCGCUGUGCAGCGUUUGCUCCAUCUGCCAGCGUUGCUCUGAACUCUGUGAUAAAUGUCCGUGUUCAGAGGGAGACGAGUCGGAUCACUGUGAGCGCUGCCAAGAUUGCUCGUCCUGCUACAUCUGCCCCAUCCUGUGUGACACCGUUUGCACUCCAGGCGGUUUUGUCGAUGAACUAACCGGAUCCAUCUUUCAAUCCGUUUCUUCUCUGCUUUGAGCAAAAUGAGCAGAAGCUUCUUUCAAGAAGACGGUUGGAAUAAAACUGUCAGUUCAGCAGCAGAACAAGGACUUGACAUCCAGCAGGAGUUAAAGUUCAUUCAUUGUUUAUGUUCUAAUUAAAGCUUCAUUGUUAUUAAGAGCCAGGAGGUCAGGUUGGGAGGUUUAUUACGUUUUUGUAUGAAUUUUAUUGUAAAAAAAAUAAAAGCUACCGUCACUCA
This is a messenger RNA of Poeciliopsis prolifica (blackstripe livebearer), 1346 nucleotides long. RefSeq names its product cilia- and flagella-associated protein 251-like. The record is from RefSeq and is a predicted model, not a curated record. Gene Ontology annotation, molecular function: calcium ion binding. The transcript has 6 exons. Lineage: Eukaryota; Metazoa; Chordata; Actinopteri; Cyprinodontiformes; Poeciliidae. Bases 203 to 1126 code for a protein of 307 amino acids.